UAUAAAUACUCAGUUCAUAAUCCAAUACUGUAUUAUGCAAAACUUGAUUAAUAACAUUUGGUAAAGUAAACAAACAAAAAAUGGUUUUAGAACCAAACUUCGUUCUCUCAUGGGUCUUCUUAUGCAUAGCUGCAACAGUCUCCAGCACACUUUUCUUCUUCCGCAAGAAACAUCACCGGUUCAUAUCAAAGAAGAUUCAGAAGACGAAGAAGCUUCCUCCUGGAGAAAUGGGGCUUCCAUGGAUUGGCGAAACAAUGGAGUUCUACAAAGCUCAAAAAAGCAACAGAGUGUUUGAGGAUUUCGUAAAUCCAAGGAUCAUCAAACAUGGGAACAUCCUCAAGACAAAAAUCAUGGGAUCACCAACAAUAGUAGUCAAUGGAGCUGAAGCAAAUAGGCUGAUAUUGUCCAAUGAGUUUAGCUUGGUGGUGAGCUCAUGGCCUUCAUCCUCUGUUCAGCUAAUGGGAAUGAACUGCAUCAUGGCUAAGCAAGGCGAGAAGCAUCGUGUCCUUAGAGGGAUUGUAGCUAAUAGCCUUAGCUACAACGGGUUAGAGUCCAUAGUACCUAAGCUCUGUGACACCGUUAAGUUUUAUCUUGAAACUGAAUGGCGAGGCAAGAAAGAGAUUAGCCUCUACCGUUCUGCAAAAGCACUUACGUUCACUGUAGUCUUUGAGUGUUUGUAUGGGAUUAAAGUGGAGCUUGGGAUGUUAGAGAUCUUUGAGAAGGUCUUAGACGGAGUGUUCGCUAUGCCGGUUGAGUUUCCUUAUUCUAAGUUUGCUAGAGCGAAGAAGGCAAGGCUAGAGAUAGAGACAUUUCUUGUUGCCAAGGUUAGAGACAAGAGAAGAGAAAUGGAAGAAGAAGCAGAGAAGCCAAACACAACAACGCUUUUCUCAAGGCUAAUAGAAGAGUUGAUCAAAGGCCUGAUAACCGAAGAAGAGGUUGUAGAUAAUAUGGUUUUGUUAGUAUUUGCAGCUCAUGACACAACCUCUUACGCCAUGGCCAUGACUUUCAAGAUGUUAGCUCAGCACCCAACUUGCCGUGACACUCUCCUUCAAGAACAUGUUCGGAUAAAAGCAAACAAAGGGGAAGGAGAACAUCUUACAGUGGACGAUGUGAAAAGGAUGAAGUAUAGUUGGCAAGUUGUUCGUGAAACAAUGAGAUUAUCUCCUCCAAUCUUCGGUUCCUUUAGGAAAGCAGUUGCUGAUAUUGACUAUGGAGGAUUCACAAUCCCCAAAGGCUGGAAGAUACUAUGGACAACUUAUGGAACUCAUUACAAUCCUGAAAUAUUUCAAGAUCCAAUGAGUUUUGAUCCAACAAGAUUUGAUAAGCCAAUACAAGCGUAUACAUAUCUUCCAUUUGGAGGUGGACCAAGGCUUUGUGCAGGUCACCAACUAGCAAAAAUCAGCAUUCUCGUUUUCUUGCAUUUCGUCAUGACCAAUUACGAUUGGUCCUUAGUUUACCCAGAUGAGACAAUCAGCAUGGAUCCUCUCCCAUUUCCGACCCUUGGAAUGCCAAUCAAAAUCUCUUCCAAGGAGUCAUAGAAUAGACAUGAGUAUGUAUGUUAUACCCUGUGUAUGUAUGCAAUCUUCAAAGUCCACCACAAGUGCUAGACUUGUAUUGACUCUUUUUAUUUCAGUGUAACUAGCACAAGUACCAUAUGUGUAUGUAUAAAUGCUUUUGCUAAGCGAGAAUCCUUCUUACGAAUUUUAUGGAUCCUUAACGCACUGCAUCAUAUCAGAUAGCAAAUAAUGAUGUACAGGCUUUAAACCUCUUCUCAACCAACGGUUCAACAAGAUCAUCUCUAAGUUCCACUACAUAUCUGAUCCAAUCUGCUUGUCCACACGAAAAUUUGUUUCUAAAGUUGCUCAAGUCUUGUUUUCACAUUGAACCAACCAGUCAAAAACAAAAAGUGUGAAUGUUUCUUCCUUUAUUCCAUCAGCCAUUCCUUUUCAUCUCUCAACUACUCUUCAAAGUUUUCAUCAUAAGAUUUUCUUUUUCUCUUCUUUAUCUUCUUUGU
Messenger RNA from Camelina sativa (false flax), 2014 nucleotides. Its product is annotated as taxadiene 5-alpha-hydroxylase-like. The record is from RefSeq and is a predicted model, not a curated record. NCBI's taxonomy places the organism in Eukaryota, Viridiplantae, Streptophyta, Magnoliopsida, Brassicales, Brassicaceae. Gene Ontology annotation, biological process: sterol metabolic process. Gene Ontology annotation, molecular function: oxidoreductase activity, acting on paired donors, with incorporation or reduction of molecular oxygen; iron ion binding; monooxygenase activity.